Molecule: messenger RNA, 1164 nt
Organism: Oppiella nova
Lineage: Eukaryota; Metazoa; Arthropoda; Arachnida; Sarcoptiformes; Oppiidae
Source: the annotation of a GenBank genome assembly
UCGGCGGCCGAGUCGAAGGCACUGACGGACAGCGCGCUUAAGAAGCGUCAGGAGGCGGACGACGAGCGCCGGCAGCGGCUGUUGGCCUCACAGGAGAAGGAGAAGCGGGCCGUCGAGAAGCGACGGAUACUUAUCGAGCAGUCGGUGACCGAAAAGAAGAUGAAGAGUCAGGAGAAGGCUAUGCGGGCGGCAGAGCUCCGGGAGGCGAACAAACUGCGCGAAACGGAACGCCUCCUCCGCGAACAACAGAAGCGCGAGGAAUGGGAGCGCAAGCGGGAGGAGGAGCGCCGGGAGCUCUUGAGACGCAAACAGGAGGAGGUGUUUGCGAAGCAGCGCGAAGUGGAGCGCAGGCGACGCGAUAUGGAGACCAAGGAGUUGGAGGCGAAGCAGCGCCGGGAGUAUGAGUUGCAACGCAAACACGACGCCGAAAGGGAGCGACAGAGGGAACAGGAGAGGAUGGCUGCGCUCAUACAACACCACAACAAUAGUCUCCAACAGAAAGCGAUGGCCAACUCGUACAUCAAGAAGUGUGAGCCCACGGCGACUGUCACCACAGCUACCAGUGCUGCUUACAUGCCACGAGUGGUCGUCAGUAAGCUGUCGCCCGAACUAACGGCCCAACACACCACUGUGCCCACGACUACCAGUUCUAGUAAUCUACUGAAAGUGUUGGACAAUGAGUCGAUGACCCACAAACCGGACCCGAACUCGACGUACACUAAACCGGUGGCCAACGAGACGUUUUCGAUGGACAGGGAGGUGGAGGUGACGAGCAGUUACGACAUGACUCCGCCGCCCAAAGAGCACGACUACGACAACUACGACAUCUCACAGAUAGCCAGCGAUGACGACACGGACGAUGAGUCACAGCCACGCAAACGCAUCCCCGGGUGGGCGAGGGGUCAGGCGUUCAUCAAACAAGUGCACCGCCAGUAUAGUAAGCCCUAUAAGCAGGUGUACCGCGACGUGAAGGAGGUGUUCGGCUCCGGGGAUGUCCUGUUGGAGGCCUUUAAGACCGACUUCGAUCUCAUGUUCCCUAAGAAGCCUUUGCACCCCAAGUACCAGAAGCGCACCUCCAGUGCCGUGUGGGACGACCCGCCCGCCCGCUAUCGCACCGCCAAUGAGUCGAUCAAUGAAUCGUUUUUAUAAUUAUAAUUUGAUUGG